Molecule: messenger RNA, 288 nt
Organism: Eruca vesicaria subsp. sativa (arugula)
Lineage: Eukaryota; Viridiplantae; Streptophyta; Magnoliopsida; Brassicales; Brassicaceae
Source: the annotation of a GenBank genome assembly
AUGUAUGUGUCACAUAACUCCCUCUGUUUUGAUUAUAUGUUCCAGAGUUUCAAGCACAGCGUCUUGAAGACUGAAGUUGCAGAUGGUGAGAAGCUAUAUGUCUCAAGCGUUCUUCACAAAGCUUGCAUUGAGGUGGAUGAAGAGGGAACUGAAGCUGUAGCCGUGUCUAUUGCCGUCUUCAGCUACAUGUGUUAUGACGAUACAAAUUUUGUAGCUGACCAUCCGUUUCUAUUCACGGUGAGAGAAGACAAGAGUGGAGUGAUUUUGUUCAUGGGUCAACGUGACUAA